This is a messenger RNA of Chionomys nivalis (European snow vole), 1839 nucleotides long. It is a transcript of the gene Sele, whose product is annotated as selectin E. Gene Ontology annotation, cellular component: external side of plasma membrane; membrane. The coding region runs from base 1 to 1839 and encodes 612 amino acids. The transcript has 12 exons. NCBI's taxonomy places the organism in Eukaryota, Metazoa, Chordata, Mammalia, Rodentia, Cricetidae. Gene Ontology annotation, biological process: leukocyte tethering or rolling; heterophilic cell-cell adhesion; response to cytokine. Gene Ontology annotation, molecular function: oligosaccharide binding; sialic acid binding; calcium ion binding. The record is from RefSeq and is a predicted model, not a curated record.
AUGAAUGCCUCACGGUUUCUCUCCACUCUCACUUUUGUGCUUCUCAUUGGAGAGAGCAUAGCUUGGUAUUACAACACCUCCAUCGAACUCAUGACAUACGAUGAAGCCAGUGCGUAUUGUCAACAGAAGUACACACAUCUGGUGGCAAUUCAGAACAAAGAAGAGAUCAAUUACCUGAACUCCAAUCUGAGAUUUUCACCAAGUUAUUACUGGAUUGGAAUCAGAAAGGUCAAUAACGUAUGGAUCUGGGUGGGGACCCACAAACCUCUGACCGAGGAGGCUAAGAACUGGGCACCUGGUGAACCCAACAACAAGCAGAAGAAUGAGGACUGUGUAGAAAUCUACAUCAAAAGACUCAAUGACCCGGGCAUGUGGAAUGACGAGAGAUGUGACAAAAAGAAACUGGCUCUGUGCUACACAGCUUCCUGCACUCCUGCAUCCUGCAGUGGCCAUGGUGAAUGUGUAGAGACCAUCAACAGUUACACUUGCCAGUGCCACCCUGGCUUCCUUGGACCCAACUGUGAGCAAGUUGUGACGUGCGAAGCGCAGAAGGAGCCUGACCAUGGACUUCUCGACUGCACACGGCCUUUUGGCCUCUUCAGCUAUAAUUCCUCUUGCUCUCUCAGCUGUAGCAGGGGCUACCUGCCAAGCAGCCCAGAGACCACCAUGCGGUGUAUGUCCUCUGGAGAAUGGAGUGUGGCUGCUCUGUCCUGCAAAGUGAUUGAAUGUGAAGCUUUGACACACCCUACCAAUGGAGUCAGGAAAUGUUCCCCGAAUCCUGGGAGCUUCCCAUGGAACACGACCUGUACAUUUGCCUGUGAUGAAGGGUACAGGCGAGUUGGAGUCCAGAGUCUGCAGUGUACCUCCUCCGGCGUCUGGGACAACGAGAAGCCCUCGUGCAAAGCUGUGACCUGUGAUGCCAUACCUCAGCCCCAGCAUGGCUCUGUGCACUGCAGCAACUCAACAGCUGCAGAACUGGCCUUUAAGUCAUCCUGUAACUUCACCUGUGACCAAAGUCACACGUUGGAGGGGCCGGCCCAGGUUGAAUGCAAUGCAGAAGGGCAGUGGACACCACAGAUUCCAGUGUGCAAAGCUUUCCAGUGUAAAGCCUUAUCCAGGCUACCACGGGGCUCCAUGAAAUGUCUUCCCAGUGCUUCUGGACCUUUCCACAGUGGAUCCAGUUGUGAGUUCUCCUGUGAUCAAGGAUUUGAACUGAAGGGAUCAAAAAGGCUCCAGUGUGGCCCAAGAGGGGAGUGGGACAGCAAAAACCCCACAUGUUCAGCUGUGAAAUGUGAUGCUCUCCCUCAGGCCCAGAAUGGUUUAAUGGAGUGUGCUCAUGCUACAACCGGAAACUUCACCUACAAGUCCUUGUGCACCUUUCGAUGCAACAAAGGCUUCAAAUUACAUGGAUCAGCUCAGCUUGAGUGCACUUCCCAGGGCCAGUGGACCCAGGAGGUACCCUCCUGCCAAGUGGCACAGUGCCCAAGCCUUGAAGUGCCUGGAAAGGUGAAUGUGAGCUGCAGUGGGGAUACUGUUUUCGGCACUGUAUGUGAAUUUACAUGUCCUGAUGGAUGGAAACUCAAUGGAUCUGCAGUUAUGACGUGUGGUGACACAGGACACUGGUCUGGGAUGCUGCCUACCUGUGAAGCCUCCACAGAUGGCACCCGUCCCUUGGUACUUGCACUUUCUACAGCAGGAACCUCGCUCCUGGCAUCAUCUUCAUUUCUCUACUUAUUGCUGAGAUACUUUAGAAAGAAAGCAAAGAAAUUUGUUCCUGCUAGCAGCUGCCAAAGCCUUCAAUCGUAUGGUAAUUAUCAAGUACCUUCUCACAUCAUCUAA